Molecule: messenger RNA, 2304 nt
Organism: Ramularia collo-cygni
Lineage: Eukaryota; Fungi; Ascomycota; Dothideomycetes; Mycosphaerellales; Mycosphaerellaceae
Exons: 3
Coding region: 1-2304 (767 amino acids)
Cellular component (GO): microtubule; membrane; cytoplasm
Molecular function (GO): GTP binding; GTPase activity; microtubule binding
Source: RefSeq, a predicted model, not a curated record
AUGACCAGGCCAUCUAAGCCCCUGCCUGGAAACUCCGACACGAGGUCGGAGUCUAGGUCUGCGAGCAGCGCUAACACGCCGCCACUGAACUCGUACUCGCUCAACGAGCUCCACAACGAGAAAUGCCGUACCAUGCUCGAGGUCGUGAACGAGCUGAAGACCUGCGGCCUCGACACGCUCAUCUCGCUGCCGCAGCUUGUCGUCUGUGGAGAUCAGUCUUCUGGAAAGAGCUCUGUGCUCGAGGGUCUGACCGAAGUUCCGUUCCCAUGCAAAGAAGGWCUCUGCACGCGCUUUGCGACCCGUUUCGAGAAUCGUCCCGAUGCCAAGGAGUCCAUACGAACGAUGAUCAUUCCAGAUGUCAACCUCUCCGCCACGGAGAAGAAGCGGCUCUCCAGUUUCAACCAUACCAUUACUGACUUCAGCCAAUUCGGAAGUUUGAUUGAAGAGGCCACGAAGUUUAUGGGUCUCAAGAGCAAGUCGGGGAAGGGAGCACGUCAGAAGGGACCGAUGGCUUUUUCGUCGAACGUACUGAGCAUCGAGAUCAGUGGCCCUGACCGACUGCCCAUCACUAUCGUGGAUCUUCCAGGUUUGAUUCACACCGAGACUGCGGAGCAGACCGAAGAAGACAAGGAAUUGAUCCAUGCACUUGUGAACAAGUAUCUCGGARAGGAGCGUACCAUUGCACUGGCCGUUGUGUCAGCCAACACCGAUCUCGCGAGCAACGAGAUUCUCUCAAAGUGUCGCAAAGUAGAUCCAGAGGGCCACCGUACUCUUGGAAUCAUCACUAAGAUGGACUGCUUGCCGCCCGGUUGCAAGAGGGAGAAGACCUGGCUCGACAACUCGCGAAACCUCAACAUCAAGCUGAAAUUGGGCUGGCAUUUGCUGAAGAAUCGAUCGGAUGAAGACCAUCAUCAAGAUUUCGCGCAGCGAAACACUUCAGAAGCGGAAUUCUUCGACAAGGGCUCAUACAGAGACAUCCGCACCAAGAACAAAGGUAUCGGAUCUUUACGCACGCGCAUCGCCGACCUUCUCUACGAAGAUGGUAAGGAGAAGCUACCUAAAAUCCGCGAAGAGGCCGUCAAGAAACUCGAAAAGGUCAACGCAAGCAUCAGAGCUCUGGGCGAAAAGCGUUCGACUUUAAGUGAGCAGAGAAGUCUGCUCAUGAGCAUCGCCAUUGAUUAUCACAACAUCGUGAGCAAUGCUGUCGAAGGUCACUACGAGCAUCCUUUCUUCACAUCUCGUCCGGCAGACACUGCAAAUACCCAGGGCAAGUUCCUCCGUGGAGCUGCAGAGAAUCUACAGGGGCAGUUCACCAGGCAGAUGCUCAUGUAUGGUCACAAGUAUCACAUCCCAAUGACCAAGCAGGCAGCUGGGACGGACAUUGAGGAGAUCUCGGGACUUAAUGUUGACAAAUUUCACGAAAAAGCAAAGCGCUACCAGACCAUCAAAACCCGCGAGAAUGCCGUGCACUGGGUGCAGGAGCUACACAACACGACCCAAGGCCGCGAGCUGCCGGGCACAUUCAACUCGACGCUCGUGACGCACUUGUUCCACGAGCAGUCUGAGAACUGGGAGAAGCUGGCCUGGGAGCAUGUCGACAACGUCGCGGCGCGCUGCACUUCCUUGGUGGGUCACGCGGUCCGCCACAUUGCACCGCUUGAGAUUGCGAAGAACAUCAACGAGCGAAUUGAUGGCAUUUUGGACCGGAGGAUCGACAACGCGGAGCUGGAACUGGAGAAAUUGCUCGAGGACAGAAUCGGUCCCGUUGCCAUCUACGAACCCUCUUUUGCCAUGGAUGUUCAGAAGUUGACCGACCACGAACACAUCACCAGAACGGCCGAGCUGACUGCCCAGGUCCAGGCGAAUCAUCUUGCUUAUCCUCACGGAGAUCACAUGAAGGCCUCGCAAGUUCUUCCCGCCACCAAGAUUCAUGAUAGCAACCGCAUGACGGCUGAAAAGGCUUUGGACAAUCUGAUCGCGCUCUAUUUGAGCAAGGUCAAGAUAUUCGCUGCCAACGUCACUCAGCAGGUCAUUGAGCGCAACCUCCUCAAGGGCCUCGCCGACGAGACCUUCUCAGCCGCCAUCGUGCACGAGUUGAGCGAUGAGGACAUCUCCGACCYGGCUGCUGAAACGGGCCACGUUACACGCGAGAGAGAGCAUUUGGAGAAUCAGAAGGAGAUUCUGGAGAAGAGUCGCAAGGCCUUCAACAAGGUUCUCAACCCACGCACGCGCGACUACGACGAGAAUUACCAGAACGCUAUGGUCGGCGGCUCCAAACGUCUGAGACGUCGUGCGCUGGGAUGA